GUCCCUACCCAGCUCCCUUCUGUCCAAGAGCCCAGAGCAAGGAGCUGCUAAUCUCCCAUCUCCAAGGGGCCCUGGGCUGCUGAGAGACAUGAUUUAAAGUGCCACUGCAAACCAACCAUGGGCCCCGUCCCAGGCUGUAACUACUGUCUUUGGGAAGCAAACAGAUUCUACAGUCACCUUCUGAGCCAGGAACUGCAGGACUGCCCGUUCCAAGACCCGCUGUGAUCCCAGACAGAACAAGGAGAAGAGCUGCGGGUCCCCGAUAUGCAAGGCCGUGAGACGAUGGUGAACGGUGCCCACACAGGUGAGGAGUAAGCAGCUUGCACCGAGCCCAAAGCUCAGUGAACGGAGAAUUGUGGAAUUCCACCCAAGCUGUUGCAAGACCUCACCAUUAUGUCAUCCUGCCUCCUUCACUGCAGUAACCAUAUCCUAGACAUUCAGGGCUUCCCACCCGUCCAAACUGAUAUGAAACAGGGGUUCUUCCCCUCGCCCAUCCUUUAUCUCUGGCUCAGGUGGGACUUUGAGGCAGCAUAAGUCCCCCUCCCGGCGAAGGGUUCUUGUGGAGUUUAGUUCUGGUGACUUUUAAUAUUCAUGACAAGCCCCACUGCCCUUCCUACUCCUGAGGGUCUCUUUCUCCCCAGCGCAGGGAGCAAAUCAUGGCUGGAUUCCCUUUUCAUUCCAGCAGGUGAUGGGAUGCCGAGAAAGAAUGAGGAGCAGAAGCCCCUGCAUGAAGCGCCUGAUGUGGUGGAGCCUCCCGUGACUUUACCCACAAGAUCCCAGAGCCCCGAGUGGGGAGGAGCCCGUGAGACUCGGUGUGGAUCAGAAAAGCGGCGGAGGAACCCGCCAGCACAGAGCCGGGGUAAAUCUGCUCAGGUGGGUGAUGGCCUCACCCACCAGGAGAGACCAAAUACGUGCACGGACUGCGGGAAGAGCUUCAACAAGAGCUCGUCUCUGAUUAUCCAUCAGAGAACCCACACGGGGGAGCGGCCCUAUGCCUGCCCCGAGUGCGGGAAACGCUUCACCCAGAGCUCCACCUUCCUGCGGCACCAGCGGAUCCACACUGGCGAGCGGCCCUACGACUGCGCCGAGUGCGGAAAGAGCUUCCGGGUCAGCUCUCACCUGGUCCGGCACCAGCGGAUCCACACGGGCGAGCGGCCUUACGUGUGCGCUGAAUGCGGGCGGAGCUUCAGCGUCAGCUCCCACCUGGUGCAGCACCAGCGGACGCACACGGGCGAGCGGCCCUACCGCUGCGCAUGCGGGAAGAGCUUCAGCCUGAGUUCCCACCUCAUGCAGCACUGGACCAUCCACACGGGCGAGCGGCCCUACCAGUGCGCCCAAUGUGGGAGGAGCUUCUCCAUGAGCUCCGCCCUCAUCAGGCACCAGAGACUCCACGCGGCGGACGCGCCCCGCCAGUGCACCCAGUGUGGGAAAAGCUUCAGCCGCGGCUCGGAGCUGAGCGAGCACCAGAAGAUCCACACGGGGGAGCGGCAGCACGAGUGCGCCCAGUGCGGGAGGAGCUUCGGCGCAAGGUCCAAUCUCCUCCAGCAUCAGCGGACCCACGCGGGCGAGAGGCCCUACACCUGUGCCCACUGUGGGCGGAGCUUCAGUCGGAGCUCAAACCUUAUUACACACCAGAGAAUCCACACAGUCUAAGAGCCCGACCCAUGUGAAAACCAUGGGCCGACAGCUACAGGCCACAUCCCAUCCAAGACACGGGCAUCUCCUCCUUUUGGGGCAUGUGGAGCUCUUUCCCACUCAUGUGCUGCUCUUGGGAUGCGGUGGGGUGAGGAGACAAUGAGGAGAUGCUGUGGGAAGGGAUCGUUUGGGAUGCAAGGUGAUGGGAACCAGGAAAGGAGGCAGAAGUGGGUGUUGUUGGUGAGUCAUGAUGGUUUGAGUUGGGUGAGUGAACGGAGCGGGGUUCCCAGGUAACUCUGGGCCUGUUUGAGUGUCAGUGAAUUUCCAUAUUUACAUUCUCUUUUUUCCUUUUUAUUAGCUGGCAAAUCUUUUUUUCAUUUGGGUUGCCUUGGGAAUCCUGAGCCGUGCACGUCUUGGCCUGGGGCAGGGAGUGAGCUGGUCAAAGAAGGGGUGUUCUGAGAUGCCCUCCAAUUAAGGAAAGUUUGGAGUGUUAAAAGGAGUGGACAAGUAAACACAUCAGAGGCUAAAUGCAUGUGAAACCGGGUAAUCUAAAUGGCAGAGCUGGUUGAAAACCAACAAACUGAUUUUGCAGGCGGGGGGGAAGUCAAAACUAACACCAGGGCAGCUGUAUUGAUACUGAUGUUCAUUUUCAUACCAAAAUCAUAAAAGCCUCCAUUCUUCAUUUAAAUGAAACUGCCACCAAAUUUCUAGUCUGCUGCAACAGAGCACUGCAGAAUCCAGAGACUUUGCUGCAAGAUUUAGGUUCAGCUGCUGCAGGGACUUGGAUAUGAAAUAUCCAUAUAGGCGUUUUCAACCGGAGUUUGGCUAUAUAGCGAUGUCAAAUUAAAAUGGCCAAAUUAAAUAAAAACCCUCCCAUUUCUCUCUUGGGAUCACUGCUGCACCCAGUUAGUACCAUGCAGACUGCAUACUAACGUAUAUAGUCCCGCUGACUUCAAUGUGAGCAGGUACUAUGCUUGAUAAGCGUUGGCAUGACUGGGCCCUUAUUUGGUAUGAGUUUCCCUUGUGCUUGUACAGAAUGCAUGUUCUCCAUCCGGUUUCAUGUAACAGUGUUUCCAAAAGUUAAUAAUAUGUUUGACCAUCGAAAACACAACAUAA
This is a messenger RNA of Terrapene triunguis (Three-toed box turtle), 2751 nucleotides long. Its product is annotated as zinc finger protein 436-like. Gene Ontology annotation, molecular function: DNA-binding transcription factor activity, RNA polymerase II-specific; RNA polymerase II cis-regulatory region sequence-specific DNA binding. The coding region runs from base 592 to 1653 and encodes 353 amino acids. The record is from RefSeq and is a predicted model, not a curated record. NCBI's taxonomy places the organism in Eukaryota, Metazoa, Chordata, Testudines, Emydidae. Gene Ontology annotation, biological process: regulation of transcription by RNA polymerase II. The transcript has 2 exons.